This is a messenger RNA of Fopius arisanus, 1025 nucleotides long. RefSeq lists its product as uncharacterized. The record is from RefSeq and is a predicted model, not a curated record. The coding region runs from base 124 to 774 and encodes 216 amino acids. NCBI's taxonomy places the organism in Eukaryota, Metazoa, Arthropoda, Insecta, Hymenoptera, Braconidae. The transcript is spliced from 3 exons.
AAAUUCUGCUACAACAAAAUCACUGAGUCUCAGAAGCUCAUUAGUGAUAACAAACCAUUCGUUCACUAGUUUAUUAACCGUAAUAAUAAUUGUUUUGUGGUUUUUUUAACGGAUUUGUGGACAAUGAGGGAUUUUCGGGGGUGUUUAAGUCUUAUAAUAGCUGUGAUCAAUAUCCUCGAAAUAUCGGGGCAUGGUAUGUUAAUGGAACCUGUCAAUCGACUCAGUGCAUGGAGAUACGGUUUCGAUACUCCAAUUAAUUACAACGAUAAUGCUAAUUUUUGCGGUGGAUGGGCGACUCAACAUCAAUUAAAUGGUGGUAAAUGCGGACCGUGUGGAGAUAAUUAUUUAGACAAACAGCCCAGGAACAGUGAGAACACCGGAUUCUAUGGAAGUGGAACAAUCGUUCGAAAUUACACCGAAGGUCAAGUGUUGAAAGCAAUUGUGCGGAUAACAGCGAACCAUCGAGGGUACUUCACCUUCGCCCUCUGCCCACUAGCUAAAUCAAGUGACAUAGAAACUGAAGAGUGCUUCGAUCAUCACCCAAUUUUCACAGCAGACGGCCAAUCGAAGUACAUCCUGCCUCGAUACGAUAACGAUGAUUAUGCUGUUGAAUUGGUUCUACCUGAGGGGCUAACGUGCCAACACUGUGCUCUUAGGUGGCACUACACAACUGGAAAUAAUUGGGGAAUUUGCGAGAACGGCAACGGAGCACUUGGCUGUGGAGCUCAGGAAAAUUUCAGGACGUGUUCAGACAUCGCUAUUCACGCCAGAUAAUUAUUGUUUCUGCCAAAAAUCUCCAAUAGUCUACUAAAGAAAAGCGUCGAUUUGUGAUACCCAGAAUUACCGAGAAGAGUAAAACAAAAAUGGAAUUUUCUUUUUUUUAAAAUGUAUUUCUUUCUUACUCAAACAUUCUUAUAAUUUACAUAACAAUGCUAUUACUAAUUACAUUAUCUUCUCAAACAUAUCUCUUGACACUUGUUAUAAAAAAUAAUGACAAUAUAUGAAUUAUAGUACCUCUAACACAA